Messenger RNA from Anopheles stephensi (Asian malaria mosquito), 2040 nucleotides. RefSeq lists its product as uncharacterized. The record is from RefSeq and is a predicted model, not a curated record. The transcript has 4 exons. Lineage: Eukaryota; Metazoa; Arthropoda; Insecta; Diptera; Culicidae. Bases 650 to 1795 code for a protein of 381 amino acids.
GGGGGAACAGUCUGGAAGAAUCUCUGUCCUAUCUUCUUGAUGCCUUUUAAUAGCGUCAGGUAUCGGUGUCUAGAGAUAGAUGCUUCCAGAAUGCAUAGGCAAAAAAAGUUAUUUCCGGGACCGAUCACGAGUUACGAGAGAAGUUAUUUCCUCUGCUGAAUUAUGUGAUCGACGGCAAGAAAUCUCCUACCGUUGAACAAUGUGAGAUAGCUCUUUCCGGUGUACAAUUCGCAUUCCUGACUAAGCUAACUGGAAACGAAAACUGGACCUCCCGUCAUGAAUUCAGUUGCCAAAGUGAUUGCGAAUUUGUAGAACGUGUAUGAAUUUCUUCCACAUCUGUAUAGGUGGAAACAAUAUAAAAUAAAGUUAAAAAUACACAAUCUUUACAACAAAAAAUUGCUCAUUAUUGUGCCUCAGCUGUGCUUAUCAGAUCCAAUAGAAGCGAGAUGUGUUUUAUCAACCAACGUGCCUCUCACACACUGCAAUAGACAUUGUUUGGUAGUGUUAUCAACGCCAUAGCAAAAAAGAAAAGAAACAACGUGCGAUAACCCUCCAGUUUGUAGCGUAGUCGUUGGACGGUAAAGAACGUCGGAAGUGUUUCCCACCGGAAGUGAUUUGCUGAGCAGGGAGAGCCAGCUGCACACUCGAAAUGGCCAACUUUGAGUGGAUCAAUAGUGACCUGCUGACGGGGUUACUUGUAGAACAGCAUGGAACCAGCUUCAGACGGCUUGUCUCGUAUGAAGUGGCUUAUGCCACGAAAAAGGGAGAUAAUUACGCGAGUGAAAUGUACCGAGUGGCGCUACACUACGACAUCGGUAUGGAUGUGAAGAAGAACAUCAUUCUUAAGGUUAUGCCGUCCGGAGAGCUUCAGCAACAAGUGAUGCAGGAAAACAACAUCUACCAACGAGAGAUCGUGAUCUAUGGUCAGAUAAUGGCCAACAUCUACAAGUAUCUGCGAUCGUUUGGCGAUGAUUCGAUCAUAUCACCGGUUUGUUUGACCACCACCAACACUCCCAAGCAGAUGCUCGUGUUUGAAGAUGCGCUUGAUCAGGGAUUCAAAAUGGUUGAUCGUCGCGCUGGGCUAGACUUGGAUCAUGCACGGUUGGUAAUAGUAAAGCUCGCCAAACUGCACGCCUGCUCGCGGAUCGUAUACGAAGAGGAUCCCGCACUGUUUGACCUCACGCUGGAAGGAUGCAUAUCAGAUGAUCCCAAGAAGCAAACGUUCCUUCCCUACUAUCGCCAUUGCGUCCGUCAGGUGAUGCGCUUGGUGGGGCAGUGGAACAAAAAUGGACGAUGGGACCAGAUAUUGCGAAAGCUGGAAAAACUUCAGCACAAGAUCAUCCCGUACGGGUGUGACGUUUAUCGGCGUCGGGAUGAUUGCUUUAACGUGCUCAAUCACAACGACAUAUGGGUUAACAACAUGCUGUUCUCGUACGGCAAAGGAACGGGCGUGAAGGAUGUGUUACUGCUCGAUUAUCAGCUGUCAUUUUUUGGAUCACCCGGGGUGGAUCUUAAUUUCUUCCUGUACGGUUCACUACGCCCCGAAGUUCGUGCGGCACACUUACCGGAUUUGGUGCAGCUGUAUCAUGCCACGCUUCGCACUACCCUGGAGCGGGUGCAGUACGGCGGAACAAUUCCAACCCUGCCAGACAUCCACGUGGAGAUCAUUCGCAAAGGGUUCCACCGUGUAAACGCCGUCUUCCAACAGAUGCCGAUCGCGAUGAUGGAACGUUCGGAAGGCGUAGACAUGGACCUUCUCCUCGGGGAAGGUGAACGAAGUGAGGCCUGUCGUUGAGAGAUCUUCGAUAAUCCACGUUACGUCAGCAUUUUGCCGGCACUACUGCAAGAGUUUGAUCUAGGUGGUUACUUGGAUUAAUCAUCGCUUAACGAGGAUCGUGUGACGUUUGACAGGUGGAAAGUAAGGUCCGCCAACAGCAAGAGAUAGCUUUCACCGUGCGCGGGCUGCCUAGCUAGCCGGUGACGUUAACUUGGAGGACUGUUAAGAUAAUAGAGACAUUAAAUAUUUAGAAACAAACCACA